AUGGGACCAACUGUAGGAAAUAGAGCAGUCGUUCAAGGUACAGCCGAGUUACCAUGUGAUAUUCGUCCUCCACGGGAAAAUGAUUCCGCAAUUUUGGUUGUAUGGUACAAAAGCGACAUCACGCCGAUUUACAGUUACGACAUGAGAGGCAAACAUUCCGAAGAGGCUUCUCACUGGAACGAUAAAGACCAUUUGAAUGACCGUGCAUUCUUUAGGACAGUCACAGAACCGGCUACCUUAAAUAUAAAUCACAUAGAAGAAAGAGACGAAGGUGAAUACAGAUGUCGAGUGGAUUUUGCUAAGAGCCCGACGAGAAAUUCAAGAAUUCAUCUCACAGUGAUCGUACCACCGCAUAAGCCAAACAUUAUUGAUGAACACGGCAAAACUGUGCCAACAGUGGCAGGUCCAUACGAAGAAGGUGGUGACAUGAAAUUGCAGUGCCUUGUCACUGGAGGUCGACCUGAGCCGAAAGUGAGAUGGUGGCGUGGAGAAAUGCUACUUGAUUCCAAAGAUGAGCCAGGUGAAUUCCCUGCACUUCGUAGGAACACUUUGAUAGUGAAGCAACUCUCAAGAGCUGAUCUUCAUGCAGUAUUUACUUGUCAAGCAGCCAACAACAAUAUCAGCCAGCCUGUCUCGGCCUCUGUGGCUAUCGAAAUGCAUUUGAAACCAUUAAGUGUGACGAUAUUAAGCAGCGACCAUGCACCGCUUAGCGCGGAUCGAAAGUAUGAAAUAAACUGCAUGACCGUUGGUUCAAGACCACCUGCGAAAUUAACCUGGUACAUGGAUGGAAGAAAGUUAACCAACCACACAGAAAAGGUUUCGGAGGACGGUAAUAUGACAAGUUCAACGCUAGUUCUGAAACCAACUUUACACGAUCACGACAAAAUUAUUACGUGUCGAGCAGAAAACACCAGAGUUCAACGCGGUCUACUUGAAAACACGUGGAAAUUAAAUGUGUUCUUUGUUCCAAUUUUACACCUGGAAUUGGGCUCGAACAUGAACCCAGACGACAUCGAGGAAGGGGACGAUGUAUAUUUCGAAUGUAAAGUGACUGCUAAUCCCGACGCUUAUAAAGUAGUAUGGAAACAUAAUGGAAAUGUGAUACAGAAUAAUGCGAAGAACGGCGUAAUAGUUCAACAGUACGGUUUGGCUUUGAGGGAGGUCAAUCGUUCCCAAGCCGGAAAUUAUACUUGUAUCGCCAGCAAUGUCGAAGGAGACGGUUACAGUAACAAUGUCGAACUUAAAAUUAUGUACAAACCUAUUUGUGUACCAGACCAAAAACGUAUUUACGGAGUGGCUCGUCUAGAAGACGCCAGAAUAAUUUGCCGUGUUGAAGCUUACCCACCACCGGACAGUUUCCGUUGGACUUUUAAUAGUACCGAAGAAAUGGUGGACGUACCACCGGCGCGAUACAAGAACUCCACGCGUCACACUCAAAGCGUGCUCACGUACAGACCGGUGAACGAAAUGGACUAUGGCACAGUAUUUUGCUGGGCCAGUAACACCGCCGGUCAACAGAAAAACCCCUGCGUGUUCCAUAUUAUCCCGGCAGGGAAACCCGAACCUCCGUAUAACUGUACGCUGUCGAACCAAACAACCAAAUCACUCUCGGUUGAGUGUUUCGCUGGUUUUGACGGCGGUCAGUCUCAACAUUUUCUUCUCGAGGUCUUCGAUCAAGCAACAGGAAACCUCCAAGCGAACAUCACGUCUAAAGAGAAUGCAGCUUUCACUGUGCAAGACUUAGAGCCCGGAAAAAAUCUCAAUAUGGUCUUGUACGCUAUAAAUGCGAAAGGAAGAAGCGAUCCCGCGCGUUUAGAAGGAUACACAUUGAAAAUUGCGGAGAAGCAAACUGGUACCCCGGUACCAUUCGAGAUCACCCCGUUAUUAGGGGGUUUGAUCGGAGUGGUUACCGCGUUGCUUUUGAUUACCAUCACAAUUCUAGCAGCUAUGAAAAUCAGAAGCGAAAGAAGGACACAUAGGCCGAACGACUUACCGUUAAAAAAGGGAACGGCGCCUAGUUCCGAGGAUCUUUACGAUACUGACGACAGAAAUCCAGAUGUUGUGCCAGUAAAUAAAGGUUCGGAUUAUCAAUUAACGGGAUCUGGAUUACCACCGUAUUCACACGAAUAUAAUAAUUAUCCAACAUUACCAUUAUCGGGCGAAAUAACGUACGCAGAAUUAUGUCUGGCACGGCCAACAACUUUAUCGACGUUAGCGACCGACACGAAACUGACGAGCAUAAGUGGAGGUGGUAGUUUAAGUACCAUACAGGGUUACGGAAGCGGAGUGAUCGUGGGUGGUAAACCGUACACGAAAGAGGCAACGAUCUAUGCCUGCAUAGACCACAACGCCAGACCGACGAAAAUCGACGUUUCGAACGCGUCGUCGUGUGCACCGACACCGCUGUCAGCGAAGAGCACGUUUCAGGACUUAAACGUGUCGACGAUGACCGCCAAGCAUCAUCCCUCGAUAGAAAUCGUCACUGUUCGCACACCGUUGAUCUCGACCCAAGAAAGUUGUGUAUAG
This is a messenger RNA of Dufourea novaeangliae, 2526 nucleotides long. RefSeq names its product synaptogenesis protein syg-2-like. Gene Ontology annotation, molecular function: protein binding. NCBI's taxonomy places the organism in Eukaryota, Metazoa, Arthropoda, Insecta, Hymenoptera, Halictidae. The record is from RefSeq and is a predicted model, not a curated record.